AUGGUCUACAUGUUAAUUCUUAAAUAUACAUUCAAUUUUCCUUUGCAAACUGUUGAAGAUUUGGAUGAAGUAGAACAGUAUCUUCAAGAACCGAAUCAUUUUCAAUCCACUGUAAAACAAUUAUCAAAAAUGGGAGGAACAACUCCUUAUGAUUUUGUCAAGAGAUGUUUGUCGCUUCUUCUAUCAAAUAAAUUCUCUGAACAAUAUUCCUGGUAUGGUGCUAAAAAGAAACAAGUAUUUGGAAAACUAUUUCUCGCACGUCUGUUGCAAGAAAGUGCCCUGCAGUGUGAGGCAGCGAAAAAUCGAAAAGAGGUCGAGGAAGGCAUUAAAACUUGGCUAAGACGAGCAAAAGAAAGGGCAGAAAAGGAACAAAGAUAAAAUGCAUCUUCAAUACAUGGAAAGUUCAGACAUUUGAAAUCUGAGUGAAAUGCUAAAAGAUUGAUUAUUUCCCAAUAUAUUUCUUUUUCAUUCUAUAUGAAAUGGCAUCCUUACUUUUUUUCUGCUAAUUACACGCACCUGAACGCGUAACAUACGUGUAACACGUGAGCCCUGUUUAUUGACGCGAACGAGUCUUCAAGCUGUUAAAGGCCACAGCUGAUUUCAAACAUGGUUCCAUAAAUAUAUAGACAAUAUUCGGCUAUAUUAUCUUAUAUUUAAAAUAGUCUUAAGAUCACCUUUAGAUGCUUCACAACUCAUGAAAUGAUUUGUACAUCAUUUGAAGAUGAGUCUAAGACGAACUUUAUAUAAUUUUGUUAUGAAUGGAAAUAAUAAUAAAUAAUGAACGCAAAUUAAAGGCAUUAUUAUCAAAGUUCUUACUUAGAUAUUAAGUUUCAAACCAGUACAAGCUACUAGUCAGCGCAAUAAUAUGAAUAUUUUUA
Messenger RNA from Harpegnathos saltator (Jerdon's jumping ant), 878 nucleotides. RefSeq lists its product as uncharacterized. Lineage: Eukaryota; Metazoa; Arthropoda; Insecta; Hymenoptera; Formicidae. The transcript is spliced from 4 exons. The coding region runs from base 1 to 378 and encodes 125 amino acids. The record is from RefSeq and is a predicted model, not a curated record.